CAGCUCUCGUGUUUGGACUCGUCAGGACAAUACGUUUCAAAAGUAUAAAUAGUGGAGCAGAGUUUGAAAGGAACAUGGUUAUCUACUGUUACUCAAUUUACUGAAUUGAAAUCAUAUGUCACGAUGAGUGGUAGACCAAAGCGAAAAGCAGUGACAGACACUGAAGUGAGAGCAAAGAAGUUGCGAGGGGAAACAGAUCUAACCGAUGGACUUCGUUGGGUCAACAUUGCAGAUAAUUAUAAUGGGAGGAGCGGUGGCGACGAAGAUAGUCCAGUUAUCGCAUUAAUAUCAGCAACUCUCGAAGGAAGUUCAAAAGUCGCCGGUUUCGACAUAGAUUUUACAGUAAUAAAAACAGCAAGUGGUCGCACUUUUGCAACAGGUAAGCCUAAACACUUUGUUGACUUUAAACAUUAAGCAGCAAUCAUGAUACGCAAUAUGAUCUCUGUAUCACUAUCACUGUGUUAUAUAUUAUAUAUACUUAUAAAACAAUAUAUUAUAAUAUAUGUAUUAUACUUAUACUUCAUUAUAGUAUAAGUAUGACUGAUAGUGAUAGUAGUAGUAGUCUAGUAGUAGUGAUAUUUACACCGAAACACGCCCCCACAUUAAUGAGAUAUUAUAGUUAUAGGGGCCUACAUUAUAAAUUAUAUAAAUUAUGAAUUGAUCAUAAUAAAAUAAUGGCAUCUAUCUUAAAUUUAUAGAAUUAUAUUAAUACCAGCCUACAUAUUACAUUUCCUUGGAUUGAAUUAGUUUCUUUUCUGGUUAAAUAUAUUUUUAAAUUAAUACUACCUAUUGAAGAAAUAGUCUAUUAUGUCUAUAGUAUACUAGUUAUAGCUCACUUAGUCAAGUUAGUGAUAGCAAUUAGACAGCAUCAGCAAUGCAUGAACUUCCCAUCUGCUAAAGUUACUUGACAAAACAUGAACUCGAAGGGUAAAGCACAUUUAAGAAUCCCAAUUUUCGCUACAUUCCUUGCCCCCUUGAUACUCACUGCACACUUUUUAUUUCAUGCCCAUGAACUAUAUAAGUGUUUUAAUAUUCUGUGUCCCAACCACUUUUAAACCGAAUAUUUAUUACACUAUAUUUUAAUUGAGACGAUUCAAAUUUUCCGAAAAGAAAUUUUUUUACGUACCAAACCCAGUUGGGCUAUUUAAAAUAAAUAUCAUUUAGCUAAGUUAUCGGGAAUUAUAUUUUGCGCUCUAUUGAACUCGCUACUGAGCCAUGCUUUCUUUUAAACAGAGAAUUAUAUGUAACAGAGAAUUAUAUGUAAUAUAAUAUAUUUUAUUAAUUAUUUUACAAACCAAUGAUUCAUGUAGCAAACGUCUUUUUAUUAAAUAAAGAACUCCAUUACUAACUACACCAUCACUGCUGCUCUUGCCAAACAUAAAAACGCCCAUACCAAAAUUAAAGUCCUAAAAUACAAAGCAUAUAGCAAAAGCUACGAAAAUAAUCUCAGUACCAAAUAUGCUGAAUAGGAAGCAGCCAGCUUGUUAUGAAGCAGCACUAAAUGGAAGCAGUCUACCAGAAGCAUCAUACAUAUAAGAGAUACUAAACUAUAUGACUUGAUUAUCGUCAUUAAGCUUUGAGAAGUAUUUUUCUGCUAUAUAUAUAAUAUAUUAUACCUACCCUUUUUUCUAAAAAUUGUGAAAACAUAAUCUGAAAUUUACAGCAAAAACUCCAUAUACCAUUUUAAAUAUAUUUUAUACUAACGGACUUUGAUAUAUUAAUAUCUUCAUUCAAAAUUUAACAAAAACUUAUUAUCGCAAAAACAAAGAAUUCUUUUAUCUAAAGAAGAAUCUGUUAACCAUUUUUCACGUCUAUAACAGCUUGGGUGUCAUUUUUUAAGAAAUGUUUUAAAUCUGAGAAAAAUAUACACCCACUUUACUUUUCGCAAAGCCAAAACCAAAAUAUAUUUUCUUAUUAUGUAAGACAAUAUUGACCCAUCUAUAUUCACGCCCAAAAAACUAAAAAAGACGUACAGCUGCACAGAUGGCUCAGCACUGGAAUAUCUCAAGGAACUGAUUUAUAAACAUGUACCCGUGCAAACCCUGCGGUCUUCAACACAGUACUUACUGAGUGUUCCCAUGUAUGGAUAAACACAGAUAAAAGUCUUACGGAGUGCGCUCUUUUGAAGCGAUAGCGCCAAAAUUAUGGAACAGUUUGCCUCAAUCUUUGAGGGGAAUUGUAAAUGAUAAAAAUCAUUUAAGAAAAAAUUUUAAACUUUUUUGUUUAAAUAAAUUUUGGACGACCAGAGCGCAGUGAGCAUGCUAAAGGGGCAGGAUACCAGUGCGAUAUAAAUAUCAAAUCAAUCAAUCAAUCAACAUAGGUUAAAAAAAAUAAUAAUAUGAAUUUUUAACUGAUCAUAGAGGUUGUGUCAUAAAUAAUCAUUGAGAAGUGUCUGACUUGCUAAAACAUGUUGCCAGUUUUACUGGAGUCAUAUGAAUAUGAUUUCACAUUGGAAAUAAUGACAUUUCAUUGAAAGUAGGAUAAAUAUGUUUGCAAAACAAAAAAAGGGGGGGGGGGGGGUUGGAGAUUACUUUAAAAAAAAAGUGUUUGGUUUAUUCAUAUACUCAAUUUAUUUUGCAUUUAUUUUAUCAUAUUACUUAUAAAUUAUAAGAAUGAAGUGGAAUGUAAGGGUUUGUGAUGGGAGCAGGCAGGGUUUAGAGCAACUAUUGACUAUUGAAAGAAAUUGAAGUGAUAAAGUAAGUGUGAAGGCAGAUUCUGAAAAUAAAGGAUUGAGAUCAGGGUCUUUAAUAUUAAAAGCUGUGCAAGGAUAAAUGGUUGAAUUUUUGGAUCCCAGCCUCCAUUAUAUACAUAUAUAUAUAUAUAUAUAUAUAUAUAUAUAUACAUAAAUAUAUUUUGCGUGAAAAAUGACCAUUUCAACUACUCUGACCCCAAAUUUGGCACUCAGGGCUUAGCGCGCGUGCCCCCCCCCCCCUCCAUUGACAAUAGAACCCUCUCAAUCCCAAGAACCAAAACUAAGACCAUCGGAGAACGCUCCUUCUACUUCCAUGCGCCCACGUUUUGGAACCAGCUGCCCUUCCACAUCUGUCAUUGUGAAACCUCGUCCACUUUCAAAUCCUCAUCCUCAUGUCCCUUAGUCCUUGGACCGUUGGGGCGCCACAGAUGACAUGUGAAUCAUCCUCCUCCAUUCCUCUCUGUCUUCAGCACUACGCACUGCAUCGCCAGUGUUAUUCCUGUCCACUCUUUGAUGUUAUCCUCCCACCUUUUUCUUUGUCUUCCUCUUCUUCUCCCUUCUCUUGUGGUGCCCUGCAAUAUUUCUUUGGCAAGCCCUUGUUUCCUUGUUACGUGGCCGUACCAUUGUAAUUUGCGUUAAAACCCUUAAAACCCAUCUGUUUAGGUCCGCCUAUGAUCUGUGAUGCACCCUCCUUGCCCUGCCUCAUUUUCUGUCUCGGGUUGAUCCUGUAGUAUAGGCCAAAAUGUGCCAAAGUGUAUUCGUUUUUAUAGCCAUUUUAGUGUUUAAGCUACUGUUUCUAUAGUCAUUUUUCACAUUGUAGUUACUAUUCUAGUGUCUCUGGUUUUUCAUUUUUAUUUUACUUUAGCAGUUUAAAUAGUUUACAUAUUUUUAUUAAUGGUAAAGCGCCUAGAGCUGUAAGGUAAGCGCUAUACAAAAAUGCCUAAAUAAAUAAAUAAAUAUAUCCAUAAAUAUAUUUUGCAUGAAAUAUGAACAAUUCAGCUUUCAGCCAAUUUUGACACCCAUGGCUCACACAUACACACACACAAACAAAAACAACUCUCUCCCCCCCCCCCUCCCCCCACCCCCUUCCUUUUUUUUUCUUCUCUUCUUUCCAUUCAGCACGUCUAUGAUUGAGAUAUGCCUGGGAUCCAAAUUAAUUUUUUUGUUUUUCUUUCAUCCAGGCUCUAAUGACUGGGUGUUUUGGGAUGACAAAGUGCCUGGAAGACUGAGAGAGCUGCACAAAGAUGGUUACAGAGUUGUAUUCUUUACAAACCAGGCGGGAAUUGAGAAGAAAAAAGUCACUCCUGAGAGUUUCAAAAACAAAAUUGAGGAUAUAAUUAAAAAACUGGAAAUACCAGUGCUUGUGAGUUGUAAUUCUUUUAUGUGUGGCACCCAUUAAUUGACUUGCUGGACAUCUUAAAACAAAAUAAUUCAUUCACAUUAAGAAGAUUCUGGGUGUCAUAAUUAUUUUUUUUUAUUUAAAAGGACUCCACUUGUAUGAAUUACAGAGAAUAGCAGGAGAGAUACUUUAAUGGUUGUUCAUGGAUGAAGUUUUUUGACUACAUUGACUACAUAAUUUAAAAAGUACAACUUUUAAUUAAUUUUUCAUGUUAUUAAAAUUAAAAAAAACAGGUAUUUGCAAGCACAGGAACCAACAACUAUAGAAAGCCUUAUACUGCAAUGUGGGAUCAUUUUUUGGAUAACUACAAUGGUGGAGUGAAGGUAAUCUUAGAAAUCAUCUAAUGUUUGCCCUUUUUUAAACAAAUUAAAUUACUUAUAUUAAAAAGAAAUUCAAUUUCAAAUUUUCAGCCAUUUUUUUAAAAAAUAAACAACAACGAAAAAUUCUAUGGCACUAAUGUCAUUUUUCUUGCAUUUUUAUAAAAUUCCAUUGUAUAAAAAAAUAAUUUUAAUAAAAACAAGUUAAACUGUAUCUUACAUUUUUAAAAGCAAAGUUAUUUUUUCUUUUAUCUGUCUUACAGGUUGACAAAUCAGAAAGUAUAUAUGUUGGUGAUGCAGCUGGCAGGAAGAAAGGUUGGGCAAAAGAUAAGCCCAAAGAUUUUUCUUGCAGUGAUAGAAUGUUUGCUGCUAACAUUGGAGUCAGUAAGUGUUAUAAACAUUGGUUAUUUUUAUUUAAACAUGAUUUAUCAGAGACACUGUCACUGAUUAGUUUCCAUCUCCCAGUGUUCUCGGUGUCAAGGUCAUGAAAUCAUCACGUUAGUCUGUGUGUUUUGAAUCGGUGACGAACGGGGCUAGUGAGCGAGGGUGAAUGUUUUUCAUAUCACGGGCAAGUGCAAGUUUGGGUCACGAAUUUAUGAAAUGUUGGGGUUAUAAAAUGGGAGGCAAUCUUUUGAGCAGGGCAGUAUUAUGUUCACGGGGAUACAAGUAACUGGGAUCUGAGUUAGUGUGUGAGAUAGAGUGAACUAGGAUCUCUGAGUUAGUGUGUGAGAUAGGGCGAGCGACAGCGAGACGUGUUGUUUUCGCUGUGAUAUGUUUUGCUGGUUGAAAAUAUUGUCCUACACAUGAUUGAUGUCACAACUUAACUAUCAACCAAAUGGAUGUUGACAUAUGUACCAUUAAGCUUAUUGUUGAUUGAAUUAAACUAGUAUGUUGUGUUACAAGGAUUUCAUGCCAUCUUAACAGUUGCGAGAAUCAUACAACCCUAGACAAGCUCAAAUUAUUUAACAUCAACCAGAAUAUUUGACAUGAGGUCAAGUGUUGAUAUGCAACAGAAUACUUGUCAUGAGGUCAAGUAUUUGAUAGAAAAACGAGAAUAUUCUAACACCCCAGGAUAUUUGACACUCGGUAUAAGUGGGUACAGUUCUAAAUUCCUCCUUAAAUGAUGUUUGCAUUCUGAAUUGUCUGUUCAUCCAAAUGGUCAAUAAGUUAAGUACAGAGCUCUUUUGAUCAAAAGAGAAAACAAGAAAUAUUGGUUUGAUAUCCUGUAAAAGAGCUUAAUACCAUCUCAGACCUGUUUACUCUUACUAUUUUGGCGCUUAGUGUAUGAUUUUGGGAUUUUUUUUAUGAUUGAACGCCAUGACCUGUCAGAACUACAAUUUUAGGAGUUGAAAAUAUAUAUAUUUUGGUAGUUUUUUGGCUUUAAAAAAUAUUAAAAAGUACAUUUUCAGGAGUUAGUUUUAACUUGCACUCUACAUUACACAGUGAAUACAAUCUGUUGGAGACCAUCUAUAAUCAUAUUACAUUGCCCUGAGAUGGGAAUGGGAUAUGGGGUGUUGAUUUUGGAGAUUUUGUAUAUAGAUGUGCCGGGAGGGGGGUGUAUGAGUCUAAAAUAUUUAAAAUAUUUAAGUCUAUUCAAUUAACACUGUCACAUUAUCAUGAGGAUAGUGAUGAUCCUAUUGAUGCAUUGUUUUCAUAAAUGAUCUUACUAGACAGGGCAACAGUAAUAUUAGCAUAGUCGCCUUAGUGACAGUUAUAGUCAGUCCUGGCAUUCGUUUGCUUCGGUGCUGUAUUCUGCUAAACUGCAACAAGUGCAGAAAUGGAAAAAAAACUACAGAAUGCCUUCUCAAAUGUUUCAGGCUGCAACAUUAGAUUUUUGACAUAUUUUACAUUUUCUGAGAGCGCCUUUAAAAUCAAUUUUUAGUAAUCAUAAAACAGCCAUAUGAUUUUCAAUACCCCCUCUUCCUUUCAUCCAUUUACUGCUUGUGAUAGUUAUCACACUGUAAUAUGUUUGAGGUGAUAUUGUACGAUUUUAGGAGCUCAAAUGUAACCAGGUCUGCCAUCUAUCCACCACUAGUUAUUUCCAAUGUAAAGAGACAGCAGUGAUGUUUAUGAGCUGGCCUGUUAUUCUAUGGUCUCUGCAUAAUUUUAUAAAAAAAUAAUUGUUAAUCAUCUCAUGAAUCUUAAUGUAGCACAAAAUAUGACACUGUCUUCUUGACAGAGUUUUCAACACCAGAGGAGUUUUUCUUGAAUGAGCCUCCGGCCCCAUUUGAGUGGAGAUCCCUUGAUCCCCGUUCUUUUCUUCAAGCCAACACCCCUAUCCCUAAAGACAAGGACAAGACUACAUAUGCUAUCAAGGUAUCCUUUUCAGUCUUUCUUGGGUUGAUGUUUGUAUCCUUAAGUAGAGCUUUCAAAGAAACAAAAGGCACAGAACCUGCAUUAUUCUGGUAACAUUGUUCACUGUCAAAUGCAACUCAAAAUAAGCUUUUUGUUUAAUGGUUAGUGUGACACAGGCAAAUCGCAUAGAGAUAUCCAUUGGAUUGCUGGUCAUCUAGGGGGUAAGAGCAGACAUUGCUUUUGGGUAUUAACAGAUACAUGAAAUUUAGCAGUUUUUGGGGAGGUGUCACUAUGUUGUGAGCCUGAGCUGCAGUGUAUGAAAAAAAAACUUUCUUUGUGGUGAAUUCAAAUAACAUAUUUUCUCUUUUAAUGAAACAAAUAAUAUAUCAGAAUAAUUUUAAAAAGAAAUGCAUCUCAUGACUUAUGAAUUCACUCUUUGAUUGAUGACCUAUUUAUUAUGGUCUAUUUUCAUUACCUCAGAAACAGGAAGUUGUAAUUAUGGUUGGUGCACCAGCAUCAGGAAAGAGCACAUUUCGAAAGCGCUAUUUGGAACCACAUGGCUAUGUGGCUGUAAACAGAGACACAAUGGGAACUGUUGAAAAAUGUCUAAAAGUAAUUUGGUUUAAAAUGUAUUUAAAAAAUUGUAGUUCUUUUAAAAACUGAAUAUCAUUGUAAGUGUAAAAUUAAUUAAACAAAUAAUUGAUAAUUAUUUCCUCAUUUUUAUCAUAAAUUAUUUUAUGUUUGAAAUAGUACAUAGUUUAUUUGUUGAAAAGUGAUUUUUUUAAGCUUAAUUUUUCAUCACACAAAAGAUAAAUAUAUUCAUACUGUUCUAAAAUGUACCAUGCAUAUAAUUAAAGGUUGCGAAGGAAGCAUUGACUGCAGGGAAGAGUGUAGUUGCUGAUAACACAAAUUCUUCUGUUGACGCCAGAGCAAAGUUUAUAAAACUGGCUCAAGAAAAAGGUAGGUCUAUUAUUUUUAAAACAGCUUUUGAUAAUAAUAAUGCAAAAAGAAAAAUUGAAAACAAAAAUGAAUAUUUGAAGUGAAAUUGACAGGGUUUUCUAAGUUAGCUAUGAAAAUGCAAUGUUAAGUAAAAGUAUCAAAUUUUUCUACCGUAUCAUUUUUCAUAUUCUAAUUCCUGUUUUGUUGCUGGUAACUCACUUUACAAACAUUUUUAUUUUUUUAAGGUGUGCCCUGUCGAUGUUUUUGGCUACAAACUCCACUUGAGCUUGCACAUCACCUCAACCUGUUCAGGCAGAAUCAAACUAAUGGAGAAGUUCGUCGGAUUCCCGAUGUGGGGUACAACAUGUUCAAAAAGAAUUUUGAGGAACCUCAGGCGUCUGAGGGUUUCACUGGGGGAAUAGUGAAAAUAGAUUUUAAACCCAGAUUCGAUAGUAAGGCAGAUGAAGAACUUUUUAAACAAUGGACAGUGUAAACUAUGUCAUAAUGGCUAUAGUUUUUUAAAAUUUUUGGUGUUUAUUUGAGUUUAAACAACCUUUAGAUUAGGAUUUACUCUGGCACUCUGCCAGGAUAAGAACAAACUGUGAUCAGUUUAAUACAGGCAGCAAGAUAAUGUGUCUUUUUUUUAAAUAAUAGACAUGAUGGGUCUGUGUUGCUCUGCCAGAGUUUUGUAUGCCUAAAAAGGAAUCAUUUCACUCCUACAGUCAGUAAAAAGUUGAAAUGUUAAAGUGAAUUAAGGCCCAAACCAGGUAUCCAUUCAUGUGAAACCCCAUGUAACAGCCCCAUUUAUAUUCCUACUGAGUCUUAAGAAGUACUGCUUUUAAUGGAAAAGCUUUAGAGAUAACGUUAAAGUUUCUUUAAAGUAAAGUGAUUCCUAACCACCUAGGUCAUUUCAAUUGACGCCAUUAAGCUUUCACCAUUUCCCAAUUUCUCAUUUCAUUGGGCUGUUUAGGGUCUGUUAUACUAAUUUUCUGUCAUGCAUGGAAGCAUGUAAAAAAAUUUUUAAAAUGAAAAUCUGGGUAUUAACCUAUAUUAAAUUAUAGACAUAUGAUUAAAUUGAACUUAAGUCUUUCAAUAUAAGAAAGACAUGGGUGUUAUUUUGCUAUAAUACGCAUAUUUACAGAGCAAAAGAUGAAGCAUUUCAAAGUAUUUGCUGAUCUUUUUGUAACAUGCAGACUUAAAUAUGAGAAAAUUUAAUUCAGCUAAUUUAUGAAAAAUGAAUUCAUUACAAAAGAUGGAAAUUGAUACAUUUGUAUCAAAUUGUUUUGAAUGUUGAUUUGUUUUUAUAUAUGUUUCACUUUACAUUCCAUAAUUUUAUCUUUUGUGUGUGAUAUUUUUAUACAAAAUUUAAGAUUUACAAGCCAAACAUUUGAUAAAAUUUAUACAUUUCCUGUUUUUACAUAAUUUUUAAGAAUGUUCCAUCGAUGACAUAAAUAUGUUUUAAAAAGUUUAAUGAUAUAUUUGUUUAUAGCCAUUUUAAUAGUUCCAGACGGGUCGAAAUAGAGAUUAAAUUUUACGUUUUUCCUUA
Molecule: messenger RNA, 9188 nt
Organism: Lymnaea stagnalis (great pond snail)
Lineage: Eukaryota; Metazoa; Mollusca; Gastropoda; Lymnaeidae
Source: the annotation of a GenBank genome assembly